Ascochyta rabiei is the source of this 546-nucleotide messenger RNA. RefSeq lists its product as uncharacterized. Bases 1 to 546 code for a protein of 181 amino acids. The transcript has 3 exons. The record is from RefSeq and is a predicted model, not a curated record. Lineage: Eukaryota; Fungi; Ascomycota; Dothideomycetes; Pleosporales; Didymellaceae.
AUGCAUUCCUAUACUCUUAUUUUGGCCUCCCUUCCGUUCCUUGUCGCAGCAUGGGACCCUAAGCUGUGCAAUAACGCCGGCGGCUGCUCUACUUCGACCUGGCUCACUCAGAAACCUUUUACCUGCCCUGAUGGCACCAGGCAUGACAUACCUAACAUGGACCGUCUUUUGUCUGAUGUUACAGAUGGCAAAUACGACAUCGUUUCGAAAGCAAACUUCCCUACUGAAUGUUUGAACGGCGCUAAACCUGGGGCCAACGACAUACUUAUUAAACGCGCUACUAAAACUGGACAAAAUGCUUUCCUGUUUAUUAGUGGCACAUGCACUACGAAAACUCCAAACUCUAAUUGUUACGCUGCAAAUGACAACGCGCACAAAUACUCUUUGUGCCAAGUUAAAGAUUUAAGUGGAGGAGUUUGCAUCCUGAACUCUAAGGCUGGCAAGUGCGAGUCAUAUGGAUCUGCUUUACCCAAAUGUGCUGGAUGGACGCCUGCUCAGGUCGAGGUACCAUGCACAUUCACUGGUAACGCUAAUAACUGCAGAUAG